ACUGUGUCAACCAGUCUGAACCACAACUCCCGUUGAGGAAUAGUGGAUGUUUCUAACGAAUGCUUUUAGUCACGGCUCAGUUUCCCAUUUAUUUUGACACUAAGGACAUCAGAAGAGGUUCUUUUUCAUCUCGACAGCACAGAUCAUAUCCCCCCUGAGGCGGCAACUCUAUUUACGUCCCUGUGCCUACCCUUUAUGCCAGAAUGUGGAAGGUAACCUAAUCUCCCAGCUUUUUCCCAUCUGGCCUGUCUCAUGUCUGAGGACAGUGAUCUGAAGCAUUACCCGUACUCGACCCUGGACGGGCGCGAAUUAAACCUGGAGAGGGUGGGCUUCCAGCUGGACGAAGAAGAAGGUUCUCCCUGCAGCGCCAUCAGCCAGCUGCACCGCAUGGCCAGCAGUUACAACGAGGGUUGUGGAGGACCGGACGGGGUCGAAAUGGAACCAGAGUUAGGUAUGGCAUCUGAGGGGAGCGACAGCAGUCACGAGCACCCGGCAUCGUCCAGCUCCCAGCACAAUGACAGGAAGCGGCCACGCCCAACCUUACACGAGGAUGUAGAGAUGGGCGGCAGUGGCUCGAGUGGGAGCGGGACAGAAUCCCACAGUAACGAGUCACAUGGCAACGAGUCCCACGGAAAUGAAUCUGUGGCCAGCUCGAGCGGCAACGGCAAGGACUCGGCUCUGAUGGAGUCAUCGGGGAGCAACAAGAGCUCGAACUCGCACAGCCCCUCACCGCCCAGCAGCUCCAAUGCCUUCAGUCUGGUGAGCUCCGAGCAGGACAACCCUUCAAGCAGCGGCUGCAGCAGUGAACAGUCAGCCAAAGCUAAGACACAGAAGGAGCUGUUGAAGGCCAUAAAGGAUCUGAAGAGGCACUUGCCGUCGGAAAAGAGGAGCAAAGGCAAGACCAGCACCGUCAACACGCUCAAAUACGCUCUGCGAUGUGUCAAGCAGGUGAAAGCCAAUGAGGAGUAUUACCAGAUGCUGAUGACUAAUGACAGUCAGCCACCAGGUUUUGACGUGUCGUCCUACACUAUUGAGGAGAUCAACAGCAUCACCUCUGAAUAUACCCUCAAAAACAAUGAUAUAUUUGCUGUAGCUGUCUCCCUCAUCACGGGGAAGAUCGUUUACAUCUCGGACCAGGCGGCAUCCAUCUUGAACUGCAAGCCGGAAGUGUUCAACAAUGCCAAGUUUGUGGAGUUCCUGACACCUCAGGAUGUCAGCGUGUUCUACAGCUUCACAACGCCUUACCGUCUGCCGUCAUGGAGCAUGUGCACCGGAGCAGAGUCGUCUCCCACGGAGUGCAAGCAGGAGAAAUCCUUCUUUUGCCGCAUCAGUGGUGGUAAGGAGCAUGAAGGAGAUAUCAAGUACUAUCCUUUCCGCAUGACUCCCUACCUGAUGAAAGUCCAGGAUGCUGAGCUGUCUGAGGAACAGUUCUGCUGCCUCCUGCUAGCUGAGAGGGUGCACUCUGGUUAUGAAGCACCCAGAAUCCCUACAGAUAAACGCAUAUUCACCACCACACACACGCCUAACUGUGUGUUCCAGGAUGUGGAUGAAAGGGCUGUUCCUCUGUUGGGUCACCUCCCUCAGGAUCUGAUUGGGACCCCUGUGCUGCUCAAUCUGCACCCAAGUGAUCGGCCCUUAAUGUUGGCUGUGCAUCGCAAGAUCUUGCAGUAUGCUGGUCAGCCAUUUGACCACUCCUCCAUCCGUUUCUGUGCAAAAAACGGGGAGUACAUCACCACAGACACCAGCUGGUCCAGCUUCGUCAACCCCUGGAGCCGCAAGGUCUCCUUCGUUAUUGGCAGGCACAAAGUCCGCAUGGGUCCUGUAAACGAAGAUGUGUUUGCAGCACCAUCUUUCCAUGGAGGGAAGAUCAUUGAUUCAGACAUUCAGGAAAUAAAUGAACAGAUCCACAGGCUCCUACUCCAACCUGUCCACAACAUGGGCUCCAGCGGUUACGGCAGCAACGGCUCCCACGAACAGCUGGUGAGCAUCAGCUCAUCCAGCGAGAGCAACGGGAUCGUCACACCGGGGAACACCUUGGAGGAGACGGGCAAGGCCAAGCCUGCCAGGACGUUCCAGGAGAUUUGUAUGGGAGUCCAUAUGCUGAAGAACCAGGACUCCCAGGUCAGCCUGCGCUCCCCUCCCCCUUCGGCUUCACCCUCACCGUCUCCAUCCAGGCCUGAACAAAAGAAAAUCACGGACACAGCAGCUCAGAAGAGUCCAGUGGUGCGUCUGAAGGACUCGGCGCCCCCUCUACAGGCCAGAGACAGUACUGUAGCCAGCUCUGAGGAAUUCACCUGCAAAGACCAGACCAUCUGCUCCUACCAGCAAAUCAGCUGCCUCGACAGUGUCAUCAGGUAUCUGGAAGGUUGUAGCAUCCCCAUCACAGUAAAGAGAAAGUACCAGUUCUCCUCCAACACCACUUCCUCCAACUCUGAUGAUGACAAGAAGGCCACAGAGGACGGCUUGGAAGAACCCCCGGGAGCAAACACAGAUCCUUUGAUGCUAGAUGCCCAGCCAGGCCUUUCAAACAUGAAAGCACCUAAGAAGCCUCCAUCUGGGGCAGCUGCUGUGGUGGGAGGCCCCCUGGCGCCCCUCACCCUGCCCAGCAAGGCUGAAAGUGUUGUGUCCAUCACCUCACAGUGCAGCUACAGCAGCACCAUCGUCCAUGUGGGAGACAAGAAGCCUCAGCCAGAAUCUGAGAUUAUCGAGGACGUGGCGGGGAUCCCAGCACCCCCACCUUUGCCUGUCAGUGUGGUGUCUCCGCCCAGCCAGGAGAAGGAGGCCUAUAAGAGGCUAGGACUGACCAAGCAAGUGCUUGCAGCACACACCCAGAAAGAAGAGCAAGCCUUCCUCAACCGCUGUCGGGACCUCCACAGCGCCAAGACCUCCCAGAAGGGCUUUUCCACACAUCUGCACAAACACAGAGGACCAACCAAUGCUGAAGAAUCAUCUGGACAGCGAGGUGCUGCCAAACAGGGCACCACCAGGCCAGAGACUACUGUCAAGAAGGGUAACCGCAACAGGAAGUCUAAGAAACCACGCAUGAAGCAUCCUGAUUCGUCGGACAGUGCUGUGUCUAACCGCAAACCCCGGCCACCUCUCCAGGGUCUCAACCAAACCUCAUGGUCCCCAUCAGAAGCGUCCCAGUCAGCUUUUAAUGUGUCCUACCCAGCCAUGGUGCCUGCAUACCCGCUCUACCCCCCAGCACCUGCCGCCCCAGCUCAGGCUGCCCUCCCUGACCCCUCCCUUUCGACAGGCUUUAGAGAGGGGCAGAGCACACAAGCCCCGCCGGCUGCCACUCCAUUCCCCGCACCUAUUGUUACACCUGUGGUGGCUUUGGUGCUGCCGAAUUACAUCUUCCCCCAAAUGGGACAGUUAGGUCAGAUAGGGCAGCUGGGGGCUGCUCCUAGACCCGCGUUUUUCCCCGAACAGACCCAGACACAACCUGCAUACACUACCCAGCAGGCCUUUCAGCCCCCGCAGCCAGCCUACACCAUGCAAACACAACCUCCCUUCACCGGCCAACAGCCGUUCCCUGUGCAGACUGCCUUCCCCACCCAGCAGCCAUUCCAAGCUGCCCAGACACCCUUCACUACCCCUCAGCCUUUCCAUGCCGCUCAGACUACAUUCCCCACCCAGCAGCCAUUCCAAGUCGCCCAGACACCCUUCACUACCCCGCAGUCUUUCCAGGCCACUCAGACACCCUUCACUACCCCGCAGUCUUUCCAGGCCACCCAGACACCCUUCACUACCCCGCAGUCUUUCCAGGCCACCCAGACAUCCUUCACUACCCAGCAGCCUUUCCAGGCCGCUCAGACUGCCUACACUACCCAGCAGCCCUUCGCUGCUCAGCCGUCUUUCCCAGUGCAGACUCAGUUUGUGGCUCAAACCCCUUACCCAACUCAACCCUUCGCGUACAGCUUAACCUCUGAGCCUCCCAAAAGCUCUGCCAUAGAACCCUGCGAGGGAGCGGCGUCCCGCUCCUCCACCCCAGCCUCUGGGGCACGGGAGCCCGCCACGUCACCGCCGCUGUUCGAGUCGCGGUGCAGCUCACCCCUGCAGCUCAAUCUGCUGAGUAUGGAGGAGGGGCAGCGCUCAGUCGAGCGUCAGGACAGCAACACGACACCCGCUGGAACCCAGGGCAGCAUUAUGGCCGCUGUGUCAAGAGCAGCGGUAGCAGCAGGGGAGAAGAAUGGAGCCCAACAGGUGGAGUCUCCAGGAGAUGCGGCUCACAGUGAUGGUAACUCCUCGUCCUGCGACUUGCUCGACAUCUUGCUUCAAGAACAGGAGGACUCCCAUUCCGGCACCGGAUCAGCCACCUCUGGCUCCAUGGGCUCUGGAUCUGGCUCUGGAUCUGGCUCUGGAUCUGGCUCUGGAUCUGGUUCUGGAUCCGGCUCGGGCUGUAACGGCUGUGGUACCUCAGCUAGCGGAGCCUCAGGCAGCAGAACAGGGAGCAGCAAUACCAGCAAGUACUUCGGCAGUGUUGACUCCCUAGAACACGACUCAAAGGCCAAGGCCAAGGCUAAAGCCAAGACAAGAGGUGAAGGAGACAGUGAAAGUGGCCAGUCGCAGGCUAAGGUCUCAUCACAAGGGGAAGGAAAGCAUUUCAUCAAAUAUGUUCUCCAGGAGCCCCUCUGGCUGCUGAUGGCCAACGCUGACAACAAGGUCAUGAUGACAUAUCAAAUGCCAUCCAGGGACAUUCAGAAGGUCCUGCGGGAAGACAAGGAGAGGCUGAGGCAGAUGCACAAGGGCCAGCCUCACUUCACCUCGGACCAGCGACGAGAACUAAUGGAGGAACACCCCUGGAUGAGAAGGGGGGGUUUGCCCUCUGCUAUCAAUGUCAAGGAGUGUGUGUACUGUGAGGACGCAGCGCCAACCCCCAUCGAGGAGAAUCUGCCAGACAUGGACAUGGGCGAGAUGGGCGAGGGGCUGAGACGAGAGGGCCAGAAAACUAAGAGCAAAUCAGAAGAGACAAGGCCUCAACCGGACUCCUGAACACAUCCCACCAGCAGGAGGACACUAUAAACCAGUCAUGGACCCUCAUGAUGCAGACACACAAACACUCUUUGCGGAUGUGAGACAGAACACUGUGCCUGACCAUCCUCACAAUUAGUCACACAACAUGAACUCAAGCAGAACUCUCUGUUGCCAUGGUGGUGGUUGUGAGGAGCCGUCUGUGUGUUCGUGUGUGUGUGUUGGACAUAGGGCUGCUGUUGAGGUGCAGUUCUUGGUGUGCCCUCACAGGGGCGACAGUGCUUUAUGGAGGUCUUAGUAUGUAUGACCCUCAUGUUGUACUUUUGUCAGCUCACACACAAACACACACAAUGUCUCUGACAUGAUAUAGGCCCAACCUGCAUGGUUGGCCACCUGUCACCUCCAAGAUAUAAGAUAUUUUUUUAUUUUAUUAUUUCCCAUCCUCUUUGUCAGAGGCAGAGCUUUACAGCAACAUUAUUUAAAAAAAAAAAAAUCUGUUUUGACUAAAGAAUGGUAAUUAAAUGUUUUGUAAACUUUAAUCAAUAAGCAAAACAGCAUUGCUGUUAAAAUAAUCUGCUGCCAGACAUCAUGUUUGGGUUUUCAUGUUUUGCCACAUGGUCCCUUAAAAGCCCUACAAAUCCCAGAAUUCCCCUGGUUUGAUCCCCCCUUAGGGAGAAAAGUUGUGGUGCUCACUAGAUGAUAUAGGCUGGGGUCAAAGUGCAGGGGCUCUUAAUCUUUAUUAGGAGAUUCUGGUCUCACCUCUCCUUGUACCUGAGAAUUUUUCCAGGCAUCAGUAGUAGAACCAGACUCAACAGCGAGCGAUAUAUGAGAUAUAUGCUAAAGAUAUAUGUUCGCUGAUUGAAACUUGCCCAAGUGCAAGAUAUUCAUUUCCCUAAAUAUUGUAUUUAUUUUCUAACAGAUAAUAUAUCUAGUUUAGACUUCUUUCAAGAUGAAGCCAAAUCCGUUCAACUUAAUGACAGAAUUUCUCUAUUACCAGUUUACAUGUGUUUGACAAUGAACUCUCACUUUAGCUAAAAACAGGAGGUACAUGUAGUAUGUCCGUUUUACAAUAUAAGCUCCAAAUGUUGUAAAUCUCAACCUCAAAAUCAGCACAGGUGUUAUGAAAAAGUGGGCACUUUCAUGGAUUGAGAAGCUGCUGAAAUACUUUAUGCAUCAGUAGGUGAGAGGAUAGUUCUGCAGUGAGGCUGCAAAUUAAGUUCAUAUAGCUAUAAAAAUGAAUUAAAACUAACAAAAUCCUAUGGAUUAAAGGGGACCUAUUAUGCUCAUUUCAGCUCUGUUUUUAUUCUGGGACUCCACUAGAGUAGCUUUACAUGAUUCACAGUUUAAAAACGGCUUAUUUAUGUUAUACUGGUCGUUUAUGCAGCACUUCAAUUCAGCCUUUGUCUCUAACAUGCAGUUUUAGCUUCUGUCUCUUUAAGUCUCUUUAAUUUUUCUUUGCUGUGGCAGUCACAGAUUGGCCAGCUCAACUAGAGGCUUGGCUUGGUGUGAACACCCUCAAAACAAUGGAAAAAUGCCCUUAUGUUAGCGGAGCAGAGCAGUGAAUUUGCAUGCUGUGUGUGACACAGAUAACCAUAUAAAGAAAUCUGUUACAAGCUGAUGUCAGCUCAGGCUGAAAGUAGAAAAAACUGUGGGAAACUGAGCAUUCAGAGCAGUGUGAAGCCGCUGCGUUUUGCUUUACAGGGAUAACUUCUAUAUACGUUGACCUUGUUAUUUGUACAUUUGGCCAUGUUUAAUAUGAAUAUCGGACAUUGUAACAUUAUAACUGAAAAUAAGGAAAAGUGUAAGAGAUCCUCUUUAAUGUUUUCUGUUCACCUCCAAUUGGUGUCUUUAAAUGAUCAGUUCCUGUCAAUAUGGUGCUGCUCUACUACACAAUGUCAUUCUUAGAACAGAUAACAUCUAUUUUAAGGAAUUUUAAACAGAUGCUCAUCGCUCAUUUUCUCAAUCUAUUUUUCUGGAUUAAAAAAAAUAAGAUAUCUCUGCCUGAGCCGCUUUUCAGCGCUGAGAUACUGUGUGUUUAUAUAAUACUGUCAUGUUUCAGAGACCAUGUGAAGUCUGUGUGCAGCAGUACAGAGCCCUCUUGGAUAGUGAAAGCUUUCAGUCAGAGUGCGAGUUUGCAUCAGAGGUUAUAACUGAGCUUCAACACUUACAUUUCCAAAGCUCUGAGAAUGUAGGAUGAAAAUUGUAGCUAAUAUGGGGACCUUGUUGCCUGAGUAACCUUCUAUAGAAAACUGUGUCACAUGACUAAUUUAUGACAUGGUCAUUGUACAUUGGCAGCCAUGUAAGCCCUUCAUCAUCUAACAUGAAGUAUUAAGGAAACUGUGAUCCACAUUGGCUCUGUGAAGUUGAGGUAUAAACAGUGUGAGAACUGGGAACAACUCAGGUGCUAUGGCAGAGAAGCUGUUGGGGGCAGGGCAUGUGAAUGUAACACAGACUGGACCAAGAGCAUCUCACUGGCUUCAUUUGUUUCAUGAUUUUUCUUUUCUUUUUGUUUUCUUUUUCGUUCAUUUGUUCAGAAGUUUUUAUAUUAUAUUUUUCUGUUUCUCUGUUCUGUGUGUUUUUAUGUUAUUUGUCAAAGACGGUAAGAGCUUUUGAGUGUCAUUGGAGAUGGUACCUACCUCUAAUAAAUCCCAGGUCAUGUUACUGUAAGCAGUGAAUAACCAGCACAGCAUGUGUAUGCAUGUGGGCAAAGCGCAAUGGACAGAGUGGUUAGAUAUUUAAGUGAUUCCGAUGAGUAAUGUACUUGUACAGAGUUUGGGUACAGGUUUGAUAACUCCUGUUGCCUGUCACCACCUGUGGCGACUGCAGUUUAUCUCUGUCUUUUGUCUCUUUUCCGUGCAAAAUAUCUAGUGGGAGGUCUCCAACGCUCCCCUGUGUGAAACAAGAAGCAUUGAGAAUGCACGAAUGUCUGUAAAUUCAUUUCCUAGUGAAAUGCGGUAAUGAGCUGUUCUGGAUGCUGAGAGCACACCAGAGUUAUGAGGCUCUAGCCAUGUUUCAAGCCUUAUUUUUUCUCAUACGGUCUCACAAAGGGGUAAUCCAUUUUAAAUGAGUUAUGUACUAGUGGGCUGUUGGAAGCACCCUGACCUGUAAAUGCAUACAAAUGGUACUGGCACAUUAUGUUGUGUAUGGUCGUGUAAAUGUGUCUCAUUGCCACUGUAUGACUCUGUGGUAUAUUAAACUAGCACAGUUCCGUGCAUUUUUGUAGGUAAGAUUUUGUUCUGUUUGAGACAUGAAAACAAAUGUUGUAAUAAAACUACAGAA
Molecule: messenger RNA, 8253 nt
Organism: Scomber scombrus (Atlantic mackerel)
Lineage: Eukaryota; Metazoa; Chordata; Actinopteri; Scombriformes; Scombridae
Product: period circadian protein homolog 2-like
Exons: 22
Coding region: 253-4995 (1580 amino acids)
Biological process (GO): entrainment of circadian clock by photoperiod; circadian regulation of gene expression; negative regulation of transcription by RNA polymerase II
Cellular component (GO): cytoplasm; nucleus
Molecular function (GO): transcription corepressor binding; transcription cis-regulatory region binding
Source: RefSeq, a predicted model, not a curated record